UUCCCUUUGGAAGGAACGGACUUUUUGCCAAUUCCUAUACCAAAGGCUUUUCAAGACUCAAAACUUAGACCUAAUGUCGGGGGUCAUGAGGAAUGAGGGAUCAAUACUAGCUUAUGUAGCUUUUCCGCAACUGCACCGUAAUAUCACUGAUAAAGACUUUGAUGAUAUGGUUAUCAUAACAAACGAGUCAUACCAUGGAUUUAAGUUACAAAGUAUUAGACAAUUUUAUCUCAAAGAUGACCACAAAAAUCACUCUUCGGAUGUGUUAAGGCAAGCGUUUUACGCGUUUUAUGGCGAUAUUGACAUCAAAUGUCCGACAUAUCUAACGGCCAAACAAUACGCCAAUUAUGCCAUCAAAAGCGGUUCAAAAAAUAGGGUUUAUUUCUAUGAACUGACAUAUGAGUCAAAAUUCGCUAAAUUCAUGGGUUGUGAUGAGCACAUGGGUGUCUGUCACGCAUCGGAACUGGAGUUUGUUUUUGGACUUCCCUUAUGGGUCGACAAACCGUAUCCCAUAACACAUACUCAACUGGACGUGGAUUUCAGUUUAUAUGUCAUGAAACUGUGGACUGAUUUCGCUAAAUAUGGUAAACCGGAUGACCAAUGGCCGCAUAUAUUGGAUAAUAAUUUUAUUAAUGUUAAAGACUUGAAUCCAAUGAAUACGAGUCGAAAG
Messenger RNA from Oppiella nova, 670 nucleotides. The record is from the annotation of a GenBank genome assembly. Lineage: Eukaryota; Metazoa; Arthropoda; Arachnida; Sarcoptiformes; Oppiidae.